GUUGCAACGGCCCGAUCCGAAGCAGGUCAACAUGGCUGCAACAUGGCUUGCCUCGCUGUUCCUGAUGUGCCUCAUGUCACAGGUCAAGUGUGGUCUUCUGCAUGAGAGAAACGAAGCGGAUGUGAACCAAUUUAUCGCCCCUAAACAGGACCGUCUGCACAGGCCCCACGUCGCUGCCUCAGUACCGCAGGGGAGUCUAGCGCACGCGCGGAAUGGGAGCCGGAAAUACCCCUUACCCUCAUACAACAGCGAGCAGAAUUUUCUGCUGACGGAGGCGCAGGAGGCGGCGCUGCUCGAGAGGAGAGCGCUCUCCGAGCAUACUCUGCUUUGGGCAGCCGACGACGGCGCCCCCUGCGUCCGCUUCGCCUUCGUCGAUGACCUGGUGGACCGCCAGGCUGUGCGACAGGCUGCCCGCCGCUGGAGCGAGAGCACCUGCGUCAACUUCAGGGAGGUCAGCCCGAGCUACGACGGCCCUCACCUGCGCCUCCGGAGGCACAGGAGCCGCUGCGAGUCCUUCGUGGGAGUAGCGUCCUCCGCGGGGCAGGACCUCCACGUCUCGGAGGAAUGCGAGAGAAACGAGGGCGCCCUACUACACGUGCUCGGCUACGCCCUCGGCUUGUGGCCCGAGGACGAGCGAUCCGACCGCGACGCCUUCGUGAGCAUCGAUUCGGGCGCCGGCAGGAAAUUCCCUCUCAACUCAGGCAACAACUACGGCGUCCCUUACGACUAUGCCUCCAUCAUGCACCGCCACGAAAGGCUUUUCGCCCCAGACGGCAAGGCCACAAUAUCAACUUUGGACCCGUUGUACCAAGGCGUCCUCGGCCAAAGCUCUCGCAUUUCCCACAUGGACAAACUGUUAGUUUACAGGAUGUACCACUGUGCAGACAGAGUGCUUCGCGAAUGUUCCCUACGCAGUGAUCCUUGCUUAAACAAGGGCUAUGUCGGUGCUUCCUGUGCCUGCAUCUGUCCAAGUGGCACUGAUGGUACUUUCUGUGAAGUCGUCCACAGGGGUUAUGAUGAACACUCGCUGUCGCCUUAUUCUGAAAUCAUCACUUCGCCCACAUCUUUGUCGUCACCGAGUUCGGAUAUUUCCCCAGGUGAAACCAGAUUCACGAAGGUCAUCGAAGCCCCCGAGUGCAAGCGAGUCGUGGCGCACUUCCCGACCUUUGACCUCCACCGCAGGACGGACCGCACAGGUGUCCCGGACGCCGCUAGAGGGAUCUGCUUAAGCGACGGCCUCGAAGUGCGCACUCGCGACAUGCUAAGAGGGGACUGGUACUGUGGAAAUGAACUGGCGGGCCAGACAGUGAAGUCAGUAGGCAACAAAAUGAUCUUAUAUUCCAAAUCUGACACGAACGACAUGCGUGGGUGGGCGGCUGACAUUACCUUCGAAGAAAUUGCCGGGUGUGUCAGGCGAGUGUCCAACAGAAAGACAAGCGUGAAAUCACCAAUAGACGGGGAUGGAUGUUUUUGUUUCUGGACAACGAUAGACGGAGAUGGCUGCUUCUGUUUCCAACCGUUUACUACGUCAACUACAAGUACUUCGACAACGACUACGUCUACAUCAAGUACUUCUACAAGUACAUCAACUUCUACGAGUACUUCCACAACAAGUACAAGUACAACAACAAGUACAAGUACGAGUACGAGUACAACAACAAGUACUUCCACGAGUACGUCAACAUCUACAAGUACAACAACAAGUACGUCAACAUCUACAAGUACAACAACAAGUACUUCCACAACAACAAGUACGUCAACUUCUACAAGUACUUCCACAACAAGUACAUCCACAACCACUACUUCCACAACAACAAGUACGUCAACUUCUACAAGUACUUCCACAACCACAACAACAAGUACUUCUACAAGUACUUCCACAAGUACAUCCACAACUAGUACUUCUACAACCACUAGUUCCACAACAACAACAACUGGCGUAACUAACUGUACCGUUGAAGUCGUCGACGGAGUCACUUGUUUCUCCUCUCCGAAUUACCCCAGCGACUACCCCAACGACUUCACCUGCGCCUUCGGACCCUUAUCUGACGAGGUCGGUACAUUGACGCUCACCGUUCAGGACUUUGACCUUGCUUCCGGUGAUACGGUGACCAUUGAAAACCCUUACACAUCACCCCUCGUGUUAUCCGGAUCCAUCGCUGCGGACACAGAGUACACAAUCCUGAGCAAUUACAUCCUCGUCACGUUUACCUCAGACUCUGCUCUCACCAGCUCUGGCUUUAACCUCUGCUUCACCCAGAACAGCCGCACCUGUGACGAGGAAUUGAUUGCAACGGCAUCGAGCCAGACAGUUCGCUUGCUUCUUGCUAGCGGCUUGAGGGCGCUGACGAAAUACUGUGAAUACAGAAUUACAGCCGACGACCCAACGAAACGGGUGGUAAUCGAGAUCACGCGCUUCAACGUCGGAAAUGACGCCUUUCUGUACAUCAACCCCGACGGCGACACCUUCUACGACAGUGACGUUUACACAGUUCAGAAACCUCUCACUCAGACAACCUAUACUUCAACGGGGAAUGUCCUCCGGGUCCUGUACUGCGGCGCCAGUUCCGCCUACUCCUUUAAUUAUUACACCGUGCCUUAGAUAAAUGGCUUUUGUACGUCUUGGAGGAAAACUAGACAGGUAGAGGUUCUCAUAGGCACUCGAGAAGACUGAAAGUUGACGAAAAAAAAAAAAAAAAAAAAAUACAGGAGGUCGUUGAGCUUAUACCUGGGGAAGAAAACACUUCAAGGCAGCAAAUAUAAACAUGUUGCACGUACCAUGACCCUGAUUAAACAACAGAACUAAUUAUGAGGAAUUUGGACUAUGUAAUGUGUAAUAAACAAAUAAAUGAUUAAUAAA
Messenger RNA from Penaeus monodon (black tiger shrimp), 2860 nucleotides. RefSeq names its product serine-rich adhesin for platelets-like. The record is from RefSeq and is a predicted model, not a curated record. The transcript has 16 exons. Gene Ontology annotation, molecular function: metalloendopeptidase activity; zinc ion binding. Gene Ontology annotation, biological process: proteolysis. The coding region runs from base 32 to 2602 and encodes 856 amino acids. NCBI's taxonomy places the organism in Eukaryota, Metazoa, Arthropoda, Malacostraca, Decapoda, Penaeidae.